CAAAAAUUUCUGAAGAAUCGCCUGCUCGAAUUCAUCAAUCACCCGGAUAGCCGUGUUGUGGAGCUUCUUCUGACUUAUGGUGCCAAUAUAUAUGAAUGUAAUGAGAAAGGACAGUCGGUGUUUCACAGGCUGGGCGAGAAUCGAAAUCAAACAUUAGCCGUAGCUACAGCCACCAAAUUGCUGCAGAUGAGGGUGGUUGUAAUGUCAUUUUUGAAUGCUGAAGAUUACCGAUCUCGCACUGCACUCCAACUAGCUUGCAACAAGCGUAACUGGUCUUUGGCCAAGUAA
Molecule: messenger RNA, 288 nt
Organism: Gongylonema pulchrum
Lineage: Eukaryota; Metazoa; Nematoda; Chromadorea; Rhabditida; Gongylonematidae
Source: the annotation of a GenBank genome assembly